AUGCCUCUACAUGGAAGCUACGUCGCCGUUGGUUCCAACAUCUUCGUGAUGGGUGAAUUUCAAGAUUGGAGCAUCACGUCGACUGUUUCCCUCAUCGUCUGUAGAUCUCAGACGACUCAGCCUCUCUCUGACAUGCUCAAGAUCAAUGGUGAAGAAAGGGAGAAGACACUCUCUGACAUCGCCAAAGCAUGCGAAGAAUGGGGUUUCUUUCAGCUGGUGAGCCAUGGGACUCCACUGGAGCUUCUGAACAAAGUUAAGGAGCUGAGCUCAGACUGCUACAAAAUAGAGAGAGAAGAAGCGUUCAAGACUUCAACACCCGUGAAGCUGCUCAACGAACUGCUUGAGAAAAACUCUGGAGAGAAGCUCGAAAGCGUUGACUGGGAAGAUGUUUUCACUCUCCUAGACCAUAACCAAAACGAGUGGCCAUCCAACAUUUCUGGCCUCAAAGAGACGAUGUUGGAAUACAUAGGAGAAGUGAUGAAGCUAGCGAGCAAGAUGAUGGAAGUGAUGGAUUAG
This is a messenger RNA of Brassica napus (rape), 516 nucleotides long. Its product is annotated as 1-aminocyclopropane-1-carboxylate oxidase 5-like. The record is from RefSeq and is a predicted model, not a curated record. Bases 1 to 516 code for a protein of 171 amino acids. The transcript has 4 exons. Lineage: Eukaryota; Viridiplantae; Streptophyta; Magnoliopsida; Brassicales; Brassicaceae. Gene Ontology annotation, molecular function: dioxygenase activity.